AUGGCUGYCCGCAGGGAGACCCCGCCUUCCCAGCACGCCCCGCGCCGCGCUGACCUUCUAGCGAGCGAACCGCCAUCUCUACUGCUCCGGCGGGGCGGAGCGCCGGGAGCCUCCAGCGCCCCCGCGCGGAACGGGUACCUCGGAGUCAUGCCCGCCUACAGCGCUGCCGACGACGCGCUCACCACCAAGUUGGUGACUUUUUAUGAGCACCUGAAGGACUCCUCUGUGCCUUCUCACCAAGCGACUGUCCUCUUGUUUGACCCUAGCAACGGGACUUUGAAAGCUGUCCUGGAUGGCAGUGUSAUUACAGCCAAACGAACAGCUGCAGUUUCUGCCAUUGCUACCAAGCUGUUAAUGCCACCUUUUGCAGAAGUGCUGUGCAUUUUGGGAGCUGGUGUUCAAGCAUACAGCCAUUACGAUAUCUUCACGGAGCUGUUCACAUUUAAAGAGGUCAGGAUCUGGAACCGCACCAAGGAGAAGGCACUCCUUUUUGCCAGCUCUGUCAGUGGCCCUGUGCGGGUGUGCUCCUCGGCCCAGGAGGCAGUGACAGGGGCUGAUGUGAUUGUCACUGUCACCAUGGCAACAGCUCCCAUCCUCUUUGGGGCCUGGGUGAAGCCAGGUGCCCACAUCAACGCUGUGGGAGCCAGCAGACCAGACUGGAGAGAGCUGGAUGAUGAGCUGAUGAGGAACUCUGURCUGUUUGUGGAUUCCAGAGACGCUGCUCGCACAGAAUCAGGAGAUGUGAUUUUAUCUGGGGCGGAGAUUUUUGCUGAGCUGGGGGAGGUAUUGAAGGGUACCAAACCAGCCCUGCCUGAGAAAACAACAGUGUUUAAAUCGUUGGGGAUGGCGGUUGAAGAUACAGUAGCAGCAAAAUUUGUUUAUGAUGCGUGGUCAGCUGGUAACUAAAGAGAGAAGUCUACAAUGCCAAUGAGGCCAAGAAAAUCGUUUGCACUUAGCUUCCCUGAAUCCUGUGUUAACAAGAAAGACACCAAUUCUAUCUGAAUGUGGCCCUUCUAGAACAAUCAAGAAUGAAAAGUAAAAUUUCAGCAAUAGACUCAUUCCUAAAGUUUUCUGAUUUCAAGUAUUAGAUACUUGCAGUAUUCUAAUAAAUGUCUUUCUCUUGUUACUGCAAGAAUUAGAUGUUUGCAGUGAUACUAACAAGGGCAUUUUUACAUCUUUUGGUAUCGUUCUGCAAUCAAUGCCUUUCCUCCCUGAUUAUUUACAUAGCAGAAACCUGUGUGUAAUUUCAUGGUUUUUAGAGGGAUAAUUCAUUCUGGUGUAAAACACAUCAGUUUGGGAGUGGACUGUGCCAUCACGUUUGCCUGKGAUGUURUUU
Molecule: messenger RNA, 1336 nt
Organism: Malurus melanocephalus (red-backed fairy wren)
Lineage: Eukaryota; Metazoa; Chordata; Aves; Passeriformes; Maluridae
Gene: CRYM
Product: crystallin mu
Exons: 8
Coding region: 1-906 (301 amino acids)
Biological process (GO): thyroid hormone metabolic process
Cellular component (GO): cytoplasm
Molecular function (GO): thyroid hormone binding
Source: RefSeq, a predicted model, not a curated record